UUAGAAAUCAGAGAACAAAGAUGGAACUUAACCUAGAGGAAGUCAAAAGAGAAGUGAUCAAGCCUGCUUCCGCUUCUGAUUCACCAACACCUCACAAUGACCAAAUUCAACUCUCCAUUGUCGACUUCUCAAAUCCAGAAAUUUACGUCUCUACAAUCUUCUUCUACAACAACACCAAUGAUCUCAACUCAGAGACCACCUCCCAGAAACUGAAAACAUCUCUGUCCCAAACUCUCUCACGUUUCUACCCUCUUGCUGGUCGCAUAGAUGGCAGCUCCAUUACCUGCAACGAUGAAGGAGCCGUCUUCACAGAGGCACGUACCGAUCUGCUUCUCUCUGAUUACCUCAAAACCCUAAACACUGAUGAAUCUUUCGAGAAACUCCUUCCAACAACUGCUCCAGGAGAAUCUCCAACAGCCUGGCCGUUGGUUAAUGUCAAGGUCAGUUCCUUUGGGUCAGGAUCAGGUGUAGCGGUCGCGGUCGGCAUCUCUCACCUGAUCUGUGAUGCGGCUUCACUUUUCACUUUUGUCUCGGACUGGGCCGCUACAACAAAAGGGAACUCUAAUGAUCUUACGGUGAGUAGUCCUCUCUUUGCAUCGACCACUAUCUACCCUCCUGCGAAGACCUCUUUUCAGGUCCCCAAAAUGGACGCUCUUACUGGUUCCAGUGAGAAGUGUGUGACGAAGAGGUUCGUCUUCGAAUCAUCUAAGAUCGCCGAGCUUAAAAGCAAGGCCGCUAGUGAAACUGUGGCGGUUCCUACACGUGUUGAAGCUAUUUCGGCAUUGAUAUGGAAAUGUGCCACAAAAGCAGCUUCAUCAAGAUGCAACUGGUCAUCCAUGAUAAAUCUAGCCAUGGACAUACGUCUUAGGACCUCUUCUGAUAUUUUGUCACAAGACGCUAUAGGAAAUCUACUAACGUCCUUUUUUCUCAAGAAAGAACCAGGGAGCGUUAUGGAGAUCGAUCAGAUCGUGGCUCAAUUCAGAAAGGCUAAAGAAGGAGUUAAUGAGAUGAUCAAAGAGAGUGCUACUACAGCCACGCUUGGACAGAACUUGAUGAAAAAGGGUUUUGAGUUCUUAUUGGCGUUAAGACCAGACACAAACUUAUAUGUUGUGACUAGUUGGUGUAGUAAACGUUUUUAUGAGGUUGACUUUGGAAUGGGUGUUCCCGUUUGGAUAGGACCUAGCAUUGCUAGUAUCCUUAAUAAUAAGUUGUGUGUCUUGUUGAUGGAUGCAAAGGAUGGGAAAAGUGUAGAAGCAUGGAUAGGCUUACCCGAACAAGACAUGGCUGUGUUCAUGCGUGAUGAAGAUUUGCUUGCUUAUGCCAGCCUAAAUCCGACCAUCCUCAUCUAAUUGAGGAUCGACCUAGUGACAUCUAGGUUUGGAGUCGAGGAAAAAUAAUAUCUUAAAAAAUAAAAAUAAAAAAAGUCUUGGGUUGAACAAAUGAGGACAAUCCCUUUUAUCUAUGUUUUAUUUACUUUAUGGAAUUUUAUGGGGCCGACGGCCUAUUUCCCCACCAGAACUAUCGUAUCGAGUCAGAUA
Camelina sativa (false flax) is the source of this 1538-nucleotide messenger RNA. The record is from RefSeq and is a predicted model, not a curated record. NCBI's taxonomy places the organism in Eukaryota, Viridiplantae, Streptophyta, Magnoliopsida, Brassicales, Brassicaceae.